AAUGAAGUAGAACACGUUUCAAUGAGAAGGUGUAAAUUGAAAUCACUUUCACCGCUUAAAGCAUAAUUGUAAAAUGAGAACACGUUUCAAUUAACGAUGAUAUGAGUCUCUAACUUUCAUGACCUGUCACUUAAUCUUAUUACUAAUUUACAAUUAUGCUCCUCAAUCUCUGAUCAGCUACUGUUGAUCACUCCCUCCGCCGCCAUGACUACAUUCGAGGUGGUUUUCAUCGCUACCCCCGCCCUCGGAAACCUUAUCCCCGCCGUCGAAUUCGCCAACCUCCUAACCAAACACCACCGUCAUCUCUCCGCCACCGUUCUCAUCAUCACCAUCCCUCACCGACCACUCGUCAACACCUACGCCCAAUCCCGCGCUUCCUCCGCCACCAAUCUCCGAUUCCUCCACCUCCCUCCGGUGGACCCGCCCGCACCCGAUCAGUACCGCUCCUCCUUCGCCUUCAUCAACCUCCUCAUCGAGAAACAUAACCACCACAUCAAACGCGCACUGCUUGACCUCAAGUCAACUUCCGAUUCGGUCCGAAUCGCUGCGUUGUUCGUUGAUAUGUUCACCACCACCGCUAUUGACAUCGCCGCCGAGCUCGAUGUCCCCUGCUACCUCUUCUUCGCUUCGCCGGCGAGCUUCCUCGGAUUCACGCUCCACCUGCCAUCAUCGGAAGCUAUGGAAUCGGAAACUGAGUUUGUGGUUCCGAGUUUCAGAAACCCGCUGCCCCGACCCGUUUUACCGAACCUGGUUCUGGAUGCUGGAGACGCGAGAUCCUGGGUUUCAUACCAUGCGGGAAGGUACAGGGAGACAAAGGGCAUUGUUGUAAAUACUGUUGAUGAGCUUGAGCUUUACGCGCUUCGGUCACUCCAUGAUGAUCCGCGGUUGCCACCAGUUUACGCGAUUGGGCUUGUUCUUGACCUUGACGGUUCGGCCCGAUGGGACCCGAACUGGGUCCAGUGUGGUCAGAUCAUGGAGUGGCUGGACCGGCAGCCAACGAGUUCUGUGGUUUUUCUAUGCUUUGGUAGCAUGGGAAGCCUGAAACCAAGCCAGGUCGAGCAGAUUGCGAUUGGGCUUGAGCGGGCCGGGGUGAGGUUUUUAUGGGCUUUGCGCGAGCCUCCGAAGGCCCAAUUAUCGGACCCAAGGGACUAUGAAGAUUACAAGGAUGUGUUGCCAGAUGGGUUUCUAGAACGAACGACGGGGAUUGGUUUGGUUUGCGGGUGGGUCCCGCAGAUGAAGGUGUUGGCCCACGUGGCAAUUGGUGGGUUCGUGUCACAUUGCGGGUGGAACUCGAUAUUGGAGAGCUUGUGGCACGGCGUGCCGAUUGCCACAUGGCCAGUGUACGCGGAGCAGCAGAUGAAUGCAUUUGAGAUGGUUAAGGAACUGGGUUUAAGUGUGGAGAUUAGGUUGGAUUAUAGGGCGGGUGGGGAUCUGGUGCGGGCGGAGGAGGUUGAGAAGGGUGUGAGGUUGCUGAUGAACGAUAGUGAUGAGAUCAGGAGAAAGGUGAUGGAGAUGAGUGGUAAGUGUAAGAUGGCCUUGAUUGAGAAUGGGUCAUCUUACGGUAACCUUGUGUUCCUUAUUCAAGAGUUGACCAACCCAUGCAUAUGAAGCUCUUUGGGUACAAUUUAGACAGUUAAUAAGUUGGAUUGGGCUACACUCUUGAGUCUUAUAUUUGCUCAUAUUUGUGCAUGGUUUGUAUAAUUAUAUGGGCCUGUACCCUGCCAUGGGUUUGUACAUAUAUAUGUUCACAUGCGCGCAUAAACACUUUGUAAUGCAAUAAGUGAAAAGAUAUGGUCAUUGACCAGGUUUAUAUAAA
Molecule: messenger RNA, 1816 nt
Organism: Lotus japonicus
Lineage: Eukaryota; Viridiplantae; Streptophyta; Magnoliopsida; Fabales; Fabaceae
Product: UDP-glycosyltransferase 43-like
Exons: 1
Coding region: 205-1608 (467 amino acids)
Molecular function (GO): UDP-glycosyltransferase activity
Source: RefSeq, a predicted model, not a curated record